AUGUCUCGAGACUAUGUUUCUAAUAAAAAUGAUUAUUUCUUGUUCACCAAGGGUUCAGGUGAUUUUGUGAUGGUCCUCGGUGUGUAUGUAGAUGAUAUUUUACUGGCUAGUUCUGAUGUUACUAAAAUGAAGGCACUUAAGUCCUUUAUAGAUGAGCAGUUCAAAAUUAAAGACCUUGGUGAUGUUCAUUAUUUCUUGGGGCUUGAAGUACAUCAUACUUCUCAAGGUUAUCUGCACACUCACCCUGAUAUUUCAUUCUCUGUCCAACAUUUAAGUCAGUUUCUCCAGGAUCCUAGGGUGCCACACAUGCUUAGUGCCAUUCACUUAUUGAGGUUCCUUCUUAAUGAUCCUAGACAGGGCAUUCUUUUACGUGCUUCUUCUGAUUUAUUUCUUCUUUCCUAUGCUGAUUCAGCUUGGGUCCUGGGUGGCUCGGGUGAACUCCGGGAUGGCUUCGAAUCAUUUGUCCUUAUUUUACGACUGCUGGAACUGGUUUCUGGUGCUGUUCUUCGCGAACGCGAAGGGUCUCACGUGUUCAUGAAGAACGGAUUUGGACUGCUGGGAAUUUCCCAUCGCGAACACGAAGAAUAG
Molecule: messenger RNA, 588 nt
Organism: Nicotiana tabacum (common tobacco)
Lineage: Eukaryota; Viridiplantae; Streptophyta; Magnoliopsida; Solanales; Solanaceae
Source: RefSeq, a predicted model, not a curated record